AUAAGAACUGAUACCAUUUCACUACUAGUAUUUAUAUAGCUCUAGUUUCUCAUGCAAAUCAAAUCCAUUUUCAUUCAUCACUCAGCUAGCAAGAACACUACUUAAAAUGACUAUAACAGAUUUCCUCAAAAGCCAAUCCAACAGUGAACAACCACAAGAAACUCUAAGCGAGGAUCUUGAUGAGUUUUUCACUUCUCUUCCCAAAGAAAAAGGGUGGAGAACACCCAAUCUUUUCUUUUUCCAAGGCUUUUGGUGUCAACCCAAAGAAAUCCGAGCCAUAAUUUCGACACAACAACACUUUAAAGCUCAAAACAGCGACCUAAUAGUCGCGUCCAUACCAAAAUCUGGCACAACAUGGCUAAAAGCACUCACUUUCUCCAUUGUAAACCGCAAGAAAUUCAACGUCCAACAAAAGAAUAUUAAUCACCCUUUACUUACUCAUAAUCCUCACGAACUUGUACCCUUUCUUGAAUACAAACUUUACGCUGAGUAUAAUUCCCCUCCUGAUCUCUCUCUUUUACCUUCUCCACGCCUUAUUGCUACUCACGUCCCAUUUGGGGCAUUACCAAAUUCAGUUAAGACCACAAAAUGCAAAAUUGUUUACAUUUGCAGGAACCCUUUUGACACCUUUGUUUCAGUUUGGCAUUAUAUUGUAAAAAUUAGACCUGAAUCUUUAGGUCCUUUUACUCUUGAGGAAGCCUUUGAUUUGUACUGUAGGGGAGUUACAGGGUUUGGUCCUUAUUGGGAACAUAUGUUGGGGUACUGGAGAGAGAGCUUAGAAAGUCCAAAUAAGGUGUUGUUCUUGAAAUAUGAGGAUAUGAAAGUAGAUAUGUGUAAUCAAUUGAAGAGAUUAGCUGAGUUCUUGGGGUUUCCUUUUACAAAGGAGGAGGAAAAGGGAGGAAUAAUAAAAGAUGUGUCAAAUCUUUGUAGUUUUCAGAACUUGAGGGAUUUACAAGUGAAUAAGAAAGGGAAAGGGGCAAUUUCAGACUUUGAAAACAGGAAUUUGUUUAGGAAAGGUGAGAUUGGGGAUUGGGUGAAUUAUUUUACACCUUCCAUGUUUGAGAGGCUUUCCAAUAUUAUGGAAGAGAAAUUAGGAGGCUCGGGGCUUACCUUCACAGUUUGUUAAGUCAAGAAACUAAGCAUGCCUUUGGAUAUGUUAAGUUAAAAAAAAAUGAUAUUUGUAAUUUAAAAUUAUAUUUGAACAUGUAUUUCACUUUUAAGGUUGUUUUGAAAAAUUUAGUUGCUUUAAUUCAUA
Molecule: messenger RNA, 1255 nt
Organism: Nicotiana tabacum (common tobacco)
Lineage: Eukaryota; Viridiplantae; Streptophyta; Magnoliopsida; Solanales; Solanaceae
Product: cytosolic sulfotransferase 15
Molecular function (GO): sulfotransferase activity
Source: RefSeq, a predicted model, not a curated record